GUGGGCUCUCACUCACUCCAAGCAGUCGCAGGACUUUAUGCAUCAAACUGUAUAUAAACAGGGAGACAUGCAGUGUCAGGACACAGUCGGAGCUGCCCGGGUUCAAGAUGACGCGCGCCGUGCUCCAGACGGUCUUCGUGGGGGCGCUGCUGCUGCUCGGCGAGCGGACCUCUGCAGCGGGAGGCAAGCGCCGCUGCAUCAACAGUAGCCAGCUGGACAGGCGCGUCCGCCAAUACUACGAGUACUGGAACGCGACGAGCAUCUCCAAAGUCCUGGCGCAGGACGCGCGCACGUGCGCACAGGCGGCGACGGACAUGCAGGGGAACGUGGAGAGGCGCUCGCUGUCGCCAUGGAAACACUACAUCGACCAUGACGUCAACAGGAUCCCUCCGAAGAUCAGCUUCGCCAAGUGUCUUUGUAGGGGCUGCAUUCUAAGAAAGAAGGAGCAGAACGACUACAACUCUGUGACCGUGUUUUCUGAGCUGAUGGUUCUGAAGAAGACUCCGUGUCCAUCCGACCCCCAACAAUACGUGGUCAGGAAGGGCUACAUCCAAGUCCCAGUGGCCUGCACCUGUGUCGUCCCCAAAUACGUGAAAUAACCAAAGACAAAGGGCUGUUUGUAAGUUUGCUAUGGUGCAGAAUGAGGUGACAGAAUGUUUGACUUUACUCCCAGCGCUGAUUUAAUAUUUCUGAACACCGUACAAUUUUCUUCAUCUCCAAAAAUAUAGACUAUGUUUGUUGGAACUGGUAAUUCUUUUCUAUUGUAGUUUGUAGGUUAAAUUUGUUUGUAUUCACCUGUAGAUUUUCUGUAGGUCCAAAAAGGCAAAUUGCCACCAUGUUGUUCAUUCAGAACCACAAACGCCUGAUUAUGUUUUGGUUCAUGUUUAUGCAAAGGUGGAGAUUUUAAAGGGUGCACACAUGUUACCCAGCACUUUACAGUCAGUAAUGGUUGGCAGUUAAUGAGGAUGCUAAUGAUGACGACGGGGAAGCAGAAGGUGUGUCAUUGAGCAAGACACCAUCUUCUUCUGCGACCCCGGAGGACGGACAUGUCCCCAGCGUGGGAUUAAUACAUUUUCAAUUUUUAUUCUUAGUGUGGUUGUGUUUUGACUCUUGGCAUUAACUCUUAAUAAGUAUUUUCAUUUUUUGUAUUGUUUAUACUAGAGGCAUUUUAAAAUUUUUGUAUACAGUCA
Messenger RNA from Betta splendens (Siamese fighting fish), 1190 nucleotides. Its product is annotated as interleukin-17C-like. The coding region runs from base 108 to 599 and encodes 163 amino acids. NCBI's taxonomy places the organism in Eukaryota, Metazoa, Chordata, Actinopteri, Anabantiformes, Osphronemidae. Gene Ontology annotation, molecular function: cytokine activity. The record is from RefSeq and is a predicted model, not a curated record. Gene Ontology annotation, biological process: inflammatory response. The transcript is spliced from 3 exons. Gene Ontology annotation, cellular component: extracellular region.